AUGGAUAUAACGAACAACAGUAGUAGUACUCCUUCAACAAUACAAAGUGAAUGUUUCUUAACUGACGAAGAAAUCAAGAAAUCGUACAAUUUAACACUUCAUAUCAUAUCUAUAUUUGUAUUGUUAAUUGUAUCAUUUGCUGGUGCAUCUAUUUCGGUUGCAUCAACACGAGUUAAAUUUUUACAUAUUAAUCCAAUUAUUAUCAAUAUAGGAAAGUUUUUUGGUAGUGGAGUUGUAUUAGCAACAGGUUUUAUUCAUAUUUUACCCGAUGCUAUGGAAACAUUAAGUGAUCCGUGUUUACCUGAUUCUUGGAAUGUAUACGGUGCUUAUGCUGGUCUUUUUGCUAUGUUAGCUGUUCUUGCUAUGCAAUUAAUUGAAUUCUUAGCACAUCAACGAUUUCGUUCAACGAAACAUGGACAUGCUCAUAUAACAAUAAAAAAUGUUGCACAUGAAUCAACGAACCAAGAAAGUGUAGAUAAUCAAGAAGUCAAAUCUACAGAGAUGGAACAAACUACUAAUGACACUGUUGAACCUGCAUGUAUGGAACAUGUGCAUAGUAAGAUUAAAAAGCCUCGAAAGCAAAUUCAUGAACAUGAUAAAGUUUCCGACAUUGAAAAUACAAAACAAACCGAUAAUAAAAUAGAAGAGCCUGAAAAAGUAGAACAUGUUGAAUACAUUGGAAAAUCUAAAAAGAAAGCAAAAACACAUGAUCAUAACGACGAGUCUACAAACAUGAAAAAGGUUCCUAGCAAGAAUGAAGUAUCAGAAAAUAACAAUCCAAAUGGUUCUAUAAUAAUUGAAAUACCAUCCAUCGAAGCGAACUUUUCAUCGACUGAACAUUGUGAAACAGCAGGACAUUGUCAUGGUGCACUUUUUCAAGAUGAAGGAGAACGCAAUAAAAUAGGUGCUUAUUUACUUGAAUUUGGUAUAACUCUUCAUUCAGUUCUUAUUGGUUUAACAUUGGGUACCACAAGUGAAUCAUUCGUUCCUCUAUUUAUUGCACUUUGUUUUCAUCAAUUUUUUGAAGCAAUUGCCCUUGGUGCACAAAUUGCUCGUUCAAAAAGAAUUUCCAUUAAAUCAGCUAUUGCUAUGGUUGUUUUUUUUGCAUUUACAACACCUGUUGGUAUUGCUAUUGGCAUUGGAAUUCAUUCGGGUACAUACAAUCCAAAAUCAGUUUCUUCAUUACUUGCUACUGGUAUCUUAGAUUCCUUAGCAGCUGGUGUUCUUAUUUAUGUAGCUCUCGUUAAUUUAAUUACGACUGAAAUGGGUGUUCAUGCACUUGAAUUUCAUGCAUUGAGUAAUCGAUUGAAAUUAUUAUAUUUUGCAGCAUUGUAUCUAGGUGUCACAGCCAUGGCUAUUAUUGGCCGAUGGGCUUAA
This is a messenger RNA of Rotaria sp. Silwood1, 1377 nucleotides long. Lineage: Eukaryota; Metazoa; Rotifera; Eurotatoria; Philodinida; Philodinidae. The record is from the annotation of a GenBank genome assembly.